This is a messenger RNA of Alternaria alternata, 2823 nucleotides long. RefSeq lists its product as hypothetical. NCBI's taxonomy places the organism in Eukaryota, Fungi, Ascomycota, Dothideomycetes, Pleosporales, Pleosporaceae. The record is from RefSeq and is a predicted model, not a curated record. The coding region runs from base 1 to 2823 and encodes 940 amino acids. Gene Ontology annotation, biological process: protein localization to vacuolar membrane; positive regulation of phosphatidylinositol biosynthetic process; vacuole inheritance. The transcript is spliced from 2 exons. Gene Ontology annotation, cellular component: PAS complex; fungal-type vacuole membrane.
AUGGGCCAAAACUCGGCUGGCCAGCGCCUGUUCCAUGCGACCAACUCCCCCUCGCCGCUGUCGUCGCGAGAGGCUUCUCCUCGCCCGCACAAGCGCAAUGCCACCCCGUCGGGCGCAGGCACGACUGCCAGGCCUUCCUUCAGAACACGCAAGAGCAGCGCCGAUGCCAGCCCAAGUCGAGGUUCCAGCCUGUCCAACUCGACGACCGCCGCCGCCGCCCCAGGCCAUGCCUCCCCGACGGUGCAGCGAGCUCUGUCCUCCACCAGCAUACCUGAGCUCACGCCUACCUCAUCGACCGACACUGUACGAGCCCCGCGCCCUUCCAAGCCAUCUUCAAAGUCGAAUUCUGGCGAGACGACUCCCCAUUGGCCCCUCUCGCCGCGCCUCAAAUCACCACCACCGGGCGAUGACGGCCGCUCACGUUCGCGCACAAACUCGCUGCGUGCGCAAAUUAGGAAGCCCGAAGCUCAAUCUGCGCCCUCAAUUGUCGUCCAGAGCUCAUCGCCCGCCUCGCUCUCUCGCUUCCCAGUGAGAGAAGAGGCGCCCGCAAGCGACCCCGACGAGCCUCAGCCACCGCCUGCGCCCAAAGCAACCUCGCGGAGUUCCGGCGGCGUGGCUCCCAAGCUGGCAACGGUGCAAGAAUCUAGCUUGCCUGCCACACCCGGAUUUGAUGGUCUAGAGCCGCAAAGCUUUGUUCCCUCAGCGACUGCCCACAAAACCGAUCAGGACCGAAAUGACGUCAAUUCGUCCAAAGUCACUGAAGACCUCAGCACCAAGCACGACAACACCAAGCACACGGAGAGUGGUAGCGACAGCGCGACCAAGAGCGCCAAGAAGGGCAAGAUGCAGGAGCAGCGCAACACGUACACCCAUCGCCCACACACCGUCUCCGCAAAGCCCUCCCUCUCUUCAAUGUCGACGCGAUCGCGAGACCCGCCCCUCCGCAACAUGACGGUCGAAACUGAGACCGUGCCCUCUGUCGCGCAGCCAUCCAUUGUGAACCAGGACCGGUCCGCGUCUGGUCGCGUAGAUGGUGGAAUACGACUAAAGGCCAGCAACGAGACGAUUCGACCCAAGAAGGAAAGGAAAGCCCCCAAGCGCAAAGCCGCGUCCAUCAAUGCAGGCACUGGUAGGUUGGAACACAUUUCGUACCACUAUUACACCCCGAGCCGGCCGGACCCCGGUUCUCGCUCAAGCAUGAACCCGUCAUUCGGCAGCCCCGUCUCAUACCGUUCGUAUGACGACCGGCGCUCGUUAUUGACCAUGUCGCCCCCGAGUUCAGAGCUUCGCAUGGCUCCUCUUCGCCCCCCUCUCAAAUAUUUUUAUUCAAGCACUAACACAAGUACCCGUACAGCUUCGUCCAAAGCCGAUGUAUUCGAACAAAAGGUGGCCAGCGCGGUUGAUGAGGCCGACUCCUCUGACUCCGAUGCGACCUUCAUCUAUGAGUCGAACCCUCCCGAACAGCCGCACCGCAGCCGCCAACAUCACUCACGAACGCCAAGCAUGACGUCGCUAGCCAGCCUCACGGACCCACGACUCCAGAUACGCGACACGCACAAGCACCCAAGUAAGAAGAGCAGCAUAAAGUUCACGAACCCGUACAACAACCCGAGCAUUGACGGCGAUGAUCGAGGCGAGGGCACCAUCCGGAUAGGCUCCGGGCGAGCGGGUGGAGGCAGUCAUCACCACCACAUUGGACGACAUAGCCAGGGUCGCGGCGCACUCAGCCACCUUGCUAUGGAGAGUGACACAUCGGUACCACAGUCUUCGCGCGCACGUGGCCCGUCAUCAAGAAAUGCGUCGCAACCCAACAGCCCUCGCUUCCACACCUUCAAUGUUGGGAACGGUCACAGCAAUGGCAGCAAGAAAAAUGGAGAAUAUUCUGCAGCAUACGAUAUCGACGCCGAAAACAUUGCCGAUGAUGAGCGCACACCGCUGAUUCAAUCUGGACGAAGUCCACGUUCUACACGAACCUCCCGCCAGCGCAAUACCACCACCAUACGCCAGCUAGAGCGCCGGCAUCAUCGCGAUGGCGGAUGGUGUCGCCGUUUCGCGGGCUGCCUCGUCCUUACGAUUCUGCUGCUCGUCGUUGUGUUCUGCGCUAUUGGCCUUGUUUUUGCUACCACGAAGCCUCUCACUAGUCUCGUGGUGCGAGACAUACAGAAUGUUGUAGCGAGUCAAGAGGAGGUUAUGCUGGAUCUCAUAGUCAACGCGGUAAACCCUAACAUCAUCGGCGUUACCGUCUCUGACAUGGAGGUCUCGCUGUUUGCUAAGAGCAAGCACGUCGGGUCAGAUGCUUGGUGGCGCGAGCACGGGAACGGUCCACAAGAUGACGUAGAACACUGGACACCCAUCGAAGAAGAAGCAACUACAGAGAUCUCGAUUACUGGUGUAGAUGAAGGGACCGAUCCCAUUGAGGGCGAACCUCGUACCAUGCUUCUAGGACGCAUUGCCCACUUCGACUCACCACUAAACUUUGAAGGUUCCUUUUUCCAGCGGAAACGCGCCGAAUCUAUUGGUGAGAUUCGACUUUUGCACCCCGGAAACAAGACAGAAGCCGGAGGCAGCGAGCGAUGGGAGGAAGUCCUGCAAUAUCCUUUCGAGUUGAUCGUGAGGGGUAACUUUAAGUACACACUGCCUCUCAGUACGCAGGAAUUCAAGGUCCCUGUUACGGCAUCCCAUUACUACGACCCAGAUAUCGAGCGCAAAAAGGAACUCGACAACGUAGAGAGCAAAGAAAAGAGGAGGAAUAUAUCACAUGUAUCAACAAAACCACGGGGACGAUACGACCGUAGAGCCUUACCGUUCUGGAGUCCCCGAUAG